AAAAUUUAUAAACCAAAUUGUUAUUGAACUAUAAGUCUGUAUAACUAUAAAUUAUAUUUGAUUAGAAGUGUAUUUGAAUUUAUGUAGCGCAUGCGUAUUUUAUGAAAAGUAAAGUAGUGCGUUUACUUGCGAAUGAUUAGUUAUUAAGAUUUUAUAUUAUAACCUUUCGUUAUAUUAAAAUUAUAAAAUGGGAAAAACAUCAAAAGAUAAACGUGAUAUUUACUAUCGAAAGGCCAAGGAAGAAGGUUGGAGAGCAAGAAGUGCAUUUAAAUUACUUCAGAUAGAUGACAAAUUCAAUAUUUUACAUGGAGUUACAAAAGCAGUUGAUUUAUGUGCUGCCCCAGGAAGUUGGAGUCAAGUAUUAACACGUAGAUUAAAUGAAAACUAUGAGAAAUUAAAAGAAGCUAAGUCAGAUUGUACUUUAAUUGCCCCAAAAAUUAUUGCCGUAGAUCUUCAAGCUAUGGCACCAAUUGAAGGAGUAAUACAAAUUCAGGGGGAUAUUACAAAUAUUAAUACUGCAGAGCAAAUAAUUGCUUACUUUGAUAAUGAACAGGCAGACCUUGUUGUAUGUGAUGGAGCACCUGAUGUUACUGGUCUUCAUGACAUGGAUAUUUACAUUCAAUCUCAAUUACUAUUAUCAGCACUGAGAAUUACAUUGCGUAUAUUAAAACCAAAAGGCACUUUUGUAGCAAAGAUCUUUAGAGCUAAAGAUGUUACACUAUUGUAUUCUCAAUUAAAAAUAUUUUUCACAUCUGUGAUAUGUGCUAAACCACUCAGUUCAAGAAAUUCAAGUUUUGAAGCAUUUGUAGUUUGUAGAGAUUUUAAUCUACCAGAGGAUUUUAAUCCAGAUUCAUUGGAUACUUCAAUAUCUGAAUUUAGUAAAUUAAAAGGCGUUAAUGGAUACAUUGCUCCAUUUGUAAUUUGUGGAGAUCUUUCUCAACCUGAUUCUGACACCAGCUAUCCAUUAGAUUUUGAAGGCCAAAAAUUCGAAUAUUGUAAGCCAACGCAAAGCCCUAUAAAUCCAGCAUACGAGGAGGCAAUCUCACUUUUAAGUGUUAUCAAUCUAGGCAAAGAUUCAGCAAGUUGUACACUGCAGGGCUCUUCAAUGACUAUUGAUGAUUUUAAAUCACAAUAUAAGACAAAGAAACGUUCUUAAUUUGCUUACAUUAUAUAGUCAUUAUGUAUUGUAUAUUAAAUGUUUUAUUUAUAUACAGUAAACGUAUUUAGAAGAAUUAAAUACAAUUAAUAUCAUAAACUAUAUAUCCGAAAACUGGCAAGUGGAAGUAAUUCCCUGGCAUUAUGGGUAUUAUAUCGCACUUACAAUAACGUAGUACAGUAAUUUAAAAAUCUUACCAGUUGAAUGGACACUUUGUAGUAACUAUACCAUAUGAGGAAGUAACAUCGGCCUGUAAGACUAAUUAUAUCGAAAGUUUUACGUAACGUAAAAAUAAAAUAUUGCGGUCACAUUCUUUUCUUAACUCAAGACUUACUAUCUCUGUAGUGAAAAAUUCUUUUAAAUAGUUUAUUUUUAUAUAAU
Molecule: messenger RNA, 1537 nt
Organism: Ceratosolen solmsi marchali
Lineage: Eukaryota; Metazoa; Arthropoda; Insecta; Hymenoptera; Agaonidae
Gene: Trm7-32
Product: tRNA methyltransferase 7-32
Exons: 6
Coding region: 188-1156 (322 amino acids)
Biological process (GO): cytoplasmic translation; tRNA methylation
Cellular component (GO): cytoplasm
Molecular function (GO): tRNA methyltransferase activity
Source: RefSeq, a predicted model, not a curated record